AUGUAUCGGCUCGAGCAGACGGUAGAGCUGCCAUUAGCCACUAGCAAGACCUCCAUCCAAGUCUACAAGCAUCCGGCUUGCGAGUUGCGCAUUGUCUUUUGCUCUCUUCCUGGGCCUCUAGUCAGCACUUCAAUCUUGGUACCUACGCUAUGUGAUAGCAACAAUGGAGCACCGCAUACCCUCGAACACUUGAUUUUCUGUGGCAGCACGUCCAUCCCUCAGCGUGGAUAUCUAGAUUGUCUGGCAACACGCUGCUUGUCAACUGGAACAAAUGCAUACACAACUGAAGAUCAUACCAAUUACACUUUAACCUGUGCUGGCGAGGAAGGAAUGAUUGAAGUGCUGCCCGUGUUCUUGGACCAUGUCAUCAAUCCGACGUUACGUGAUGCACAGUUCAUAACUGAAGUAUAUCACGUCGAUGGUGAUGCUAAAUGUCAGGGCGUGGUGUAUUGUGAAAUGGCAGGAAGAGAGCACAGUGAAUCGGACAUGGUCGAUUUAGCUUUACGCCGUCUCAUAUUCGGAGACAAGACAACAUACUCGUACGAAUGUGGUGGUCUUACUCCAGACAUUGCAAAGCUGACAAACCAAGAAAUCAUAACAUACCAUCAACAAUUUUAUCAUCUCAAUAAUGUCACUGUCAUCAUCUGUGGACAAGUAGAUCCACAACGUGUAUUCGCAAAAUUGGACUCUAUGCCAUCUUUUCAACAAUCAGUGUCGAAGAGUACUCAUGUCCAAAUGGGCAAGAUUGAAAUACCACCUCUAGCACCAUCUACACCUAAAUUCACUAGUGAAACAGUGCGAUUUCCAUCGUCUGAUGAACAAGUUGGAUCUGUUACUUAUGGAUGGAGAGGGCCGCCGUCAGACGACAUACCGACUCUCCUAGCAUUGGAUGUCUUAUUUAGAUACCUGCAAGAUACAGCCGCAUCACCACUCGCUCAAAAAUUCGUAGAAUUGUCAAAUCCAUUAGCAUCAGAUGUGGAUUUCGAUUUACGAGGAUAUGUUCAGUCUGUCCUCGUACUAGGAUUUAAUGGUGUGCCAUAUGGAGAUGGUGGUGGUGAUGGCGAGUCAGAUGAUGAACCAAGCUAUGACACUGAUCACAGUCAUGAUACUGAUAAUGACGAUGAUGAAGAAGACGACGGAGAUCAUGAAGAGGGAGAUGACGAUGAGAAUAUGGAAGAAUCACAUAGAACAGACUUGUUUGAAGAGAAGGUAUAUUAUCAUUUGAUGAGACAAGUCUUGUUGGAUUUUAUUGGUGAUGGCUUUCCGUCUAUGGAUACUAUACAAGCUGCGAUCUUGAGGCAUCGUCGUAAGCUCUUAGAAACUUUAGAAGAUGAUCCUCACGACUGGGUAAUGGAACGUCUAGUACGGGACUUUGUCAGACUGCGUUUUGGAACGUCAGCUUCCAAGACAAGGUCAUUGAUCAGCGGCUUUGUAUCAGUGCUAGACUUAUUAGACGAUUUGCAAAAGAAGCCCGCCGAGUUUUGGAAACAACUUGUACAGUAUUGGUUGCUAGAUGCACCAUGCUUUGAAGUAUUAGGUAUUCCUGACGAGAAGAAGGCCAAAGAAAACGCCGACAAAGAAGUAGAAGAUCGUAAACGACGGGCUGAAGAAAUCGGCCCGGAUAAUCUGAAAAAGCUCAAAGUACAAGUAGAAGCUGCAGUAAAAGAGAAUCUACCUAUAUUAUCUGAGCCUUUGAAGGCUCAAAUGCCGCCAGUACCUGAUGUAUCUCGGGCACCUAAAUUAUCUGUAUCUAGUUCCAUCUUGUCGAAAGAGGCUGCUCAACCGUUUGGAGCCAUACAGGUCGUAUCAACAGAGACGGCAUUCGUACAUGUCCGUCUUGGCAUAGACACUUCGGGACUUCCAGCAGUACUCAAACCAUACUUGGUCUUGUUUCAAGAGCUGUUAUUCCAAAUACCUCUGGCCGGUGUUGGAUCUAUAGGAGCCAUGGAUUAUAGAGAUGUGGCAAAGAAGACCUCGGAAUUAUUUAUAUCUCAUGAAGCCUCUAUCGGAUUUGGUAACGACGUCUUCCAUACGUCUUGGCUGUCUGAAAUCUUCUCAGUCUAUGGAUGUGCUGAACGACAUGAAUGGGAAGUCGCCAUGAAAUGGUUGUGUCGUGUAUUGACACAAUCUAUAUUUACAGAAGACCGAGUUGUAUCUAUAGCUAAAAACCUCAUAUCUGAGAUCGCUGAAACCAAACGUGAUGGUUACUCGAUGGCUGUUGCUGUCAUGACUCGAAUUACAUGUCCGUUAUCCACAACCUAUAAUAAACCCGUCGUACCUAGUAAUCGAAAAACCAAGGCAAGUAGUAAUAAAUCCAGUAAUACGGCACCGUCGAGUACCCGUGGCAAUGACUUGGACAUCUCUAUAUUUAGACAGGAAGCAUUUUUGAAGAGUGUGUUGUCGGCGCUUAGACAUGGUAACGGUCAAACUGUGCUCAACCAUCUGUCUCAAGUCCGUGAUUAUCUACGGCAGGCUGUGGCGGGUGUAAAGAGUCAAUCAUCGUCAUCGCCAACAGCAGCAGCUACAACAGGAUUUGUACAAAUAAGCAUCCCAGAAAACGAAUUUAAAGACAUUCACACCGUAUCGAACGCCUUCUUACGUAUCUGGAAGGAAGAAUGUGUCAAAGCAGCAUCCGCACUAGACGAAAAUAGCACUUCAACAUCAUCGCGUAAUGGCAGUAAUGGUGCUAAGAAAUCUACAAGGAAAAGCGGUGCAUUCGCAGGAGAAGGUUUAAUAGAGCUUCCACCAUCACCUUUCCCAUUCCCACGACAAGUAUACCGCCUGGAAGACGUUGCUCCAGAGUUUAGAUCCGUUAUGGUACCUAUUGCUGGUGUCACAGCUUCAUACUUGUUGCAAGCCGUACCAUGUGAUGUAAUGAAGCCCGCCACUCCUGUGGAAAAGUACUCUGUCAUGCUGUUGGCUGAAUUGUUGUCGCAGACUGAAGGGCCGUUGUAUACUGCUGUUCGUGGUAAUGGACAUGCGUACGGAGCUGAUUUAUCACUCGCAAUAUGGACUGGUCAACUACUAUAUGAAGUGCGAGAGGCUUCAGAUCCUUAUAAAGCCUUGCUGGCAUUUUAUGCCAUCAUUGAGAAUCUAGUGACUCCUAAAGGCUUUGAGGAUACUUGCUCACAGUUCCAGAUUGAUACUGCUAGAGCUGCAUGUGCUUAUAGGUUGUGCUCGUCGAGGUCAACUGCUGCUAGUCUUAUUAGCACGUCGUUACGUGGUGCUGUUAGGGGAUACGCAACACUAGAAGAAGAAGAAAUCGAACAACAAAGUCUCUAUAAAGUCACCAAAGAUGAUUUACGUCGUGUCAUCAAUGUGUAUCUGACACGAUUCUUGGAUCCUGCUAGUCGGGUCACUGUGCUAAGCACCAUUCACGGAGAAGACGCUGAAAAGAUGUUGAAUGAAUUUGGUGCUGCAAAGAAGAGUGACUAUGCCGUCAAAUUUAGCUUCAAGGCGGUGUCGGAUUUCGCGUUGCCAUUAAACAUAUAG
Synchytrium microbalum is the source of this 3492-nucleotide messenger RNA. RefSeq lists its product as uncharacterized. The record is from RefSeq and is a predicted model, not a curated record. The transcript is spliced from 7 exons. The coding region runs from base 1 to 3492 and encodes 1163 amino acids. Gene Ontology annotation, molecular function: metal ion binding. Lineage: Eukaryota; Fungi; Chytridiomycota; Chytridiomycetes; Synchytriales; Synchytriaceae.